This is a messenger RNA of Pygocentrus nattereri (red-bellied piranha), 3553 nucleotides long. It is a transcript of the gene osbpl2b, whose product is annotated as oxysterol binding protein-like 2b. Gene Ontology annotation, cellular component: intracellular membrane-bounded organelle; cytosol; membrane. NCBI's taxonomy places the organism in Eukaryota, Metazoa, Chordata, Actinopteri, Characiformes, Serrasalmidae. Bases 251 to 1672 code for a protein of 473 amino acids. The transcript is spliced from 14 exons. Gene Ontology annotation, molecular function: cholesterol binding. The record is from RefSeq and is a predicted model, not a curated record.
AUCAAGCCGACGCGAUUGGCCGACGCGCGCGUCCGUGAAGCCGCCCCGUCAGGCUCUUCCGCCGCGGUGUCAGCUCCGCUCCUCCUCCGGCGUCUCGUAACCGACUCACUUCGCAUCCUGGACGCGGACCCGAACGGGACUCGCAUCACCACAGGUGUAACUGCAGUGGGAUCAGUGCAGUCGGAAGCGUCAGGCAAGCUGUCUGAGGGACCAUGUUCUAGUGCCCCGUGCUGGCUGCCCACGCUCUACCAUGAACAAUGAGGACGAGUUCUAUGAUGCCGUCACAGGCUUGGAUUCAGACGAGUCGUGUGAGGGCACUUCAGAGGCCAGCUUUAAAGAUGCUGUAGUGGACCAUGGUGCUGAAAAGAACAAUGGUGCCAUUCCACAGGAGAAUGGAAUCAAGAAACGCAGGUCAGCCCUUCCUGCCCCAAUGUUCUCACGAAAUAACUUCAGUGUAUGGAGCAUCCUAAAGAAAUGUAUUGGACUGGAACUGUCCAAGAUCACCAUGCCCAUCGUCUUCAAUGAGCCGCUGAGCUUCUUGCAGAGAAUCACUGAGUACAUGGAGCACACGUACCUCAUCCACAAAGCCUGCGCUCAGUCCGACUCCAUAGAGAGGAUGCAGGUGGUAGCUGCCUUUGCUGUGUCCGCUGUGGCCUCUCAGUGGGACAGAACUGGAAAGCCGUUCAACCCUCUCUUAGGAGAGACCUAUGAGCUCACACGGGAGGAUCAAGGGUUCAGGUUGAUUUCAGAACAGGUCAGUCACCACCCACCCGUCAGUGCAUUCCACGCAGAGGGUCUGUCCCAGGACUUCCUGUUCCACGGCUCUAUAUACCCCAAGCUCAAGUUCUGGGGCAAGAGUGUGGAGGCAGAACCCAAAGGAACCAUCACGUUAGAACUCCUGAAGCACAAAGAGGCAUACACUUGGUCGAACCCUUUCUGCUGUGUACACAAUGUCAUUGUGGGCAAACUGUGGAUUGAGCAAUACGGCACUGUAGAGAUAGUCAACCACAGCACUGGAGAUAAAUGUGUGCUGAACUUCAAACCCUGUGGGAUGUUUGGCAAAGAACUACACCGAGUGGAAGGCUACGUCCAGGACAAAUGUAAGAAGAAGCGCUGUGUCAUCUAUGGAAAGUGGACAGAAUGCUUGUGGAGUGUGGACCCGCAGGUGUACGAGUCCCAUCGCAAGAAUGAUAAGAGAGGAACAGCAGAGACCAAGAAACCGAAGCCGGAAGAGUCAGAGGUUGCGGAGAACGAGGAUGCGGAUGACAUGCCGGAGGUACAGGAGACUGUAGCUGUGAUCCCUGGUAGCACUCUGCUGUGGAGAGUAUCAUCUAGACCAUCUAAUUCAGCGGAGAUGUAUAACUUCACUAACUUUGCCGUCACACUGAAUGAAUCGGAGCCUGGCAUGGAGGGAGUUUUGGCCCCGACAGACUGCCGCCUACGGCCUGAUAUCCGAGCCAUGGAGAACGGUGACAUGGAUGAGGCCAGCAGAGAGAAGGAGAGGCUGGAGGAGAAGCAGAGGGCAGCUCGUAAAGAGAGGGCCAAGAACAAUGAGGAGUGGUCCACUAGGUGGUUCGAGCUGGUCACGAACCCGUACACAGGAUUGCAGGACUGGCUCUACACUGGAGGUUACUUUGAUAGGAAAUACACAGACUGUCCCGAUAUCUACUGACAGGGGACCAGCGUUCCGGAGUGCCCUCACUUUCUGCCCUACCCAGUGCCCCUGCACCAAGCAUCAUAUCCCGAUCGUCUGGAACUGAUGUAGCAACACUAGACGUUUCUUCAUCUCUGCCCAACCAACCAUACAAACCAUCUUGUGAUAUAGGGAAACAUCCAUUAGUAAUUCGGUCCAUAGCAAUAGUGAAAUCAGGGAUUUGAGCGCUCAUUCGAAUGAGGUGAAAGGGGAGGAGAGGAACACUUUGGAGUAAUUUAGGCCCCUCCCCCCAGAUAAAAGGGGCUUUUUUGCUGCGGGAGCACUUCACAGCACUCGAGACCAGCUUAUUGUUCAAACAUGAGAAAUGUACAGAAGAUGAGAAGAGAGACUGAGACUCAGAGAAUUGCCUUUUUCUCUGCCUUAGAACUGCGUUCCUGCGUCCCUUCCUAAUUUUCCUGUCUCCCUACCGCCGUCUGACCUGCAGCAGCAUCUGUGGUCAUUAAACUCGUACACCUUUCACAGUUCAUUACCGCCCGCAUCCUUCUUGCGACUGGGGGCGCAUCACAAGUAUCGCAUUUCUCCACAUUGGACAACACUGAGCUGCUAAAAAUGCAACUGCUCACCAUUAAAGUAGCCCAGAAUGAAGUCUGGUUAAUUAUUAUGUUGGUUAAUCCGAGUGGACUGACGAUGAACUCCUCCUUAUGUGUGAACGUGUGAAGCCGUGCCAUCUUCACCUUAAGGUACCGUUUGUUGCCCCCAGGAUUUUCAAGAAAGCAAUUUGGCUUGAUGGUAGCUGAGGGUCAAAUCCGCUUGCGAGGGUCACACUUUAUGCCUCAUUAUUCAAAAUAUCCCCGUUAGAAAUGUAAAAAGCAGAAAUGUGAAGGUAAAUGUCCUCAGUCCUGUCCUCCCUUAACAGCAUUCAUGUUUUGCUGGUCAAAAAAUUCUCUGCAGAUUUCUUUCACCCCCCCCCCAUCACUUUUCUAUAACAUGGUAAGUUCCUUCACUUUAGUGUAGUUGUGUUUGUCCCCAGCUGAGCACCUGACUCACUCGUCAUAUUGAUUAUUGUAAAACAUCACCAGUCACAUCGUAUUAAUCACUGAACCCAAACUUACGAAGACGCACACUGUGCACAGCAGCCAGAAACUAUGCAAACGACCGCACAGCUCAAAGCCCGGUGUAGUAACAUGUACCUGUGUCUGAAUAUAGAUGUGCAUAUAGUUUAGUCUCAAUGAAGAAACAACCUCGAAGUCUAGAAUGACGGUUUGUGUGACUGUAAAGCUCCAGCAAUGUACCAUCUUAGCCAGUAGCCUUCCUCCUCAGCGCCCACAUGCAUUGGUGUUUAUGAUCACGUCGAUCGUUCCCGCCAGAAACCGUGUUCUGCUUCACAAGCUGUCGAUUUCAUGAGCUGUAGCUGCGAUUAGUGCUGCAGAUUGUGGAAGGUGACCGAACGCGUUCGUCUUGGAAGCACAGUGACGAUAGAAUUUAACUUUAUUUUAAAGAUUCUGAUCGGUUUUCUUUCCCUUCAGUGCCUGAAUUUAAAUCCAGAAUUGUCACUAAUACUUGACCAUUUUAUUAAGUUUGUCUUUCACUCAUUGUCAUGGGUGUUUUAAUAUUCAUUAGGACCCUGUUGUUGUUGUUGUUGUUGUUGUUGUUGUUGUCCGUUUGUCUCUCUCUGGCUAACCAAAUUUCACUUUCAUCUUUCUCUCUGUGGAAUAACGAUUUAAAGAAGCGAGAAUGGCGGCACAUUUUCACAAGCUGUAUGAUGUACACGAGUACAGUUCAUCACACUACUUGACUGCAUCCAUUAAUAUAGUUGCUCUUUCAUUUAAAUGUACAUUUGAUGAUUUGAAAGCUAGCAAUAUAAAAACUAAUAUACAUUAAAGUCUAGAUUUUAUUUGC